Molecule: messenger RNA, 21232 nt
Organism: Macrosteles quadrilineatus (aster leafhopper)
Lineage: Eukaryota; Metazoa; Arthropoda; Insecta; Hemiptera; Cicadellidae
Exons: 9
Coding region: 28-19929 (6633 amino acids)
Source: RefSeq, a predicted model, not a curated record
UUGUUAAAGCCGAUAGCUAGGGAUACCAUGGGUGAAAUAACUAUGAUUAAGACAGAAGAAACGACAAAACCUAUUUCUGUAGAAAUUGUAAAAGAUGAAAUAACACUACAUCUUACAGACACAGUGGAAAUCGUUUCUGAACAUGAGGCUAAAACUAUUACUCCACUUGAUGACUCUUCUAUUGUUAAAACUGUAGAUACGGUUACUACUAAAUUUAUUGAAAAAUCUGAAGAUACAUCUACUGAUGUUCAUUUGGAAACAAAAGAGCCAGUAGUUGUUGAAGAUAUUAAAUCUACUAAAGACACAAAAUCUGACGAAAAAGCUAAAGACACUGAUUAUUUAGAGGAAGAGGUACUCGCUGCAACAGAAUCACUUACAAAAGUAAUUGAGGUGAAUGAUGCUCAAAAACAAAUUACAGAAGAGGAUAUUAUUUCUAAACAUCUUCCCAUAGAUAAGCUCGAUGUUCUAGAAAUUGUAGAUUUCAAAACUAACGAAGAAAUGGUAAAAGGCCAAUCAAAGGACGGGGUUGCAUUGGAGGAGGAACACGUUCACGACAUGACUGAGUUGUUGGAACCAAUAGACAUGGAUACAGUAUCUGAAAUAACUAUUAUUAAGACAGAAGAAACGACAACACCUAUUUCUGUAGAAAUUGUAAAAGAUGAAAUAACAACACAUGUUACAGACACAGUGGAAAUUGUUUCUGAACAUGAGGCUAAAACUAUUACUCCAGUUGAUGACUCUUCUAUUGUGAAAACUGUAGAUAAGGUUACUACUAAAGUUAUUGAGGAAUCUGAAGAUACCUCUACUGAUGAUCAUUUAAAAACAAAAGAGCCAGUAUCUAUUGAAGAUAUUAAAUCUACUAAAGAUACUAAAUCUGUCGAAGAAGCUAAAGACACUGAUUCUUUCGAGGAAGAGGUACUGGCUGAUACAGAAUCACCUACAAAAGUAAUUGAGGCGGAUGACGCUCCAAAACAUAUUACAAAAGAGGAUAUAAUUAAUAAACAUCUCCCCAUAGAUAAGCUCGAAUCUCUAGAAAUUGUAGGUUCCAAAACUACGGAAGAAAUGGUAAAAGACCAAUCGAAGGAAGGGGUUCCAUUGGAGGAGGAACACGUUCACGACAUGACUGACUUGUUUGAACCGAUAGCCAGGGAUACCGUGUCUGAAAUAACUAUAAUGAAUACAGAAGGAACGACAACACCUAUUUCUUUAGAAAUUGUAAAGGAUGAAAUAACAACACAUGUUACAGACACAGUGGAAAUUGUUUCUGAACAUAAGGCUAAAACUGUUACUGCAGUUUAUGACUCUUCUAUUGUUAAAACUGUAGAUACGGUUAAUACUAAAGUUAUUGAGGAAUCUGAAUAUACCUCUACUGAUGUUCAUUUGGAAUUAAAAGAGCCAGUACCUGUUGAAGAUAUUAAAUUUACUAAAGACACAAAAUCUGAUGAAGAAGCCAAAGACACUGAUUCUUUAGAGGAAGAGGUACUCGCUGAUACAGAAUCACCUAAGAUAGUAAUUGAGGCGGAUGAUGCUCCUAAACAAAUUACAGAAGAGGAUAUUAUUUCUAAACAUCUCCCAAUGGAUAAGCUCGAAUCUCUAGAAAUUGUAGGUUUCAAAACUACCGAAGAAAUGGUAAAGGACCAAUCUAAGGACGGGGCUGCAUUGGAGGAGGAACACGUUCACGACAUGACUGAAAUUGUAAAGGAUGAAAUAACAACACAUGUUACAGACACAGUGGAAAUCGUUUCUAAACAUAAGGCUGAAACUAAUACUUCAGACACAGAAGAGAAGAAAGAAGCUACACCAGUUUAUGACGUUGAUGACUCUUCUAUUGUUAAAACUACUACUAAAGUUAUUGAGGAAUCUGACAAUACCACUACUGAUUUUCAUUUGGAAACAAAAGACCCAGUAGCUGUUGAAGAUAUUAAAUCUGCUAUAGAUGUGGAUGAAACUAAAGACACUGAUUUCUUAGAGGAAGAGCUAUUUGCCGAUUCAGAAACACUUACAAAAGUAAUUGAGGCGGAUGAUGCUUCAAAACAAAUUACUGAAGAGGAUAUUAUAUCUAAACAUCUCCCUGUAGAUAAGCUCAAAUCUCUAGAAAUUGAAGGUUUUAAAACUACCGAAGAAAUGGUAAAAGAAAAAUUGAAGGACGGUGUUGCCUUAGAGGAGGAACACAUUCACGACGUGACUGAAUUGUUACAACCGAUAGCCAGGGAUACAGUAUCUGUAAUUAAGUCAGAAGAAACACCAAUACCCAUAUCAGUAGAAAUUGUAAAGGAAGAAAUAACAACAUCUGUUACGGACACAGUGGAUAAAUCUUUUUCUACAGCUGAAAUUGCGCAAUUAAGUAAUGAACCAAUACUAGAAUCAGAUAAUUUAACUGAUGAUACAUCAGUUCGAAGUGCAGACAUAAGUUGGCAAGAAUCUGUAAAAAGCUCGUUAAAUUUUACUCCUGAACUCUAUACAGGUCAAAAUAGUUUCUCUUCAAUUGAAAGUUUUCAAUUGCAUAGUAAUACUUCUGGCGAUACAGAAAGUAGUGUUUGUUCUCCUCAAGCAUCGUCGUUUCAUAGGAAGAAAGUCAAAACAUCAACACUUACUCACUGUUAUGAGUCUGACACAGAAGCUACAACUUCUGAUUUGGUUUUAUCAGAUAAACUUCUAUUUUCUGACACCACUGCUUCAGAAUUAACAGAUGUUGAAACUGAUUCUUCCCUCCCGUAUUCAAUAAAGGAUACUACUAAAACCAUGGUUGUUGAUGAUAUUAAAAUGACUGAUGAUGUAAUUGAAGUAACAGUAAGUACUGAAGAUCAGCAGUAUGAUAAAUCAAAUUUAAGUGAUGAUUCCGAAGCUUACUAUAAAGGAAAACUGAUCAACACUGAAUCCGGAUCCAAUAUUGUUAUGCUAGAAUCGUUGUCGGGAAAAUCUAUCUGCAUUUGUGAUUCAGUAUCAAGUGAAACUGAUUUUCCAAUUGACAGUGGAUCGUCACAACCUCAAACAAGAACUAAACCUCAUACAGAUGCAAAGAAAGCCUUCAAGGAAAAAUCACGUCCUGAUAUUAAGCCUAAACCAAAGUAUAAUUCGAAAUAUGAUCACAUAGAGAGUAAAAUUAAGAAAGAGUUUAAGUCCUCGAUCGCCAGGAAAUCUUACAAAAGUACAACGGAUGACAUAAGUUCAUCUUCAACCUCAACCUCUAAAAAUGCUUUAUCACCCAAACACAGACCAAUAGAAAGAAAAUCAAACAGUGCUGGCCAGUAUAAACAAAAACCGUCAAAUAAUGUUGUAGAAAAACAACAAAAACCUGAACCAGACAUUGAAUCAAAGGAUCGCACAAGUAAAAUAUCUGAACAAAAAUAUUCUUCCAGAAGUCGUGGAUACAUGGCUUCCACUCUCUCAAGAGACAUGAAACUUGAAUCUGCACCAAAAGAGACAGCUCUAAAAUCUCCCAAACACAUUUCUAAAAGGCAUAAAAGUAUAGAAAGAAAAAGUGAAUCAAGUAGCACUGUUUCAACACCCAAAACAAUUAAGAUCCAACAGUCAUCGAUAUCUAGUUCUAAGCACGAGGAAAUCAGUUCACAUAAAUUUAAAGCACUGACAACUAUGAGAAAACGAGAACCUUUGAAAAAGAAAGUAACAAAUAGUGAAACUACAAAAUCUAUUACUUUAUCAAAUAAACAAGAAAAAUUUCAAAGUGAAAUAUCAAAACUAAAACACAAUGAAAAGGAAAAUAAAAUAAAGGUGUCUUCUUCUGGACAUUCCAAACCAGCCUUGACCAACAUUUCUUCAAGAAGCACACAACGUUUAAACAAGAGUGCAUUAUUACCAUCAACAGAUGCACCAUUAAAGCAAAAAAGGAGGUUAGUUGAUCAAACUAAACAAACAAUGACAACCUUUAAAAAGAAAGACACUGCUGAAUCAGCCCGAACUGAUGAACUAAAAACUGGUCCAAGUACAAGUUCAGGUAAGGACACAGAUUCAUUAUCAAAAGUUACCAAGCAAAACACAAAGCGUCUCGAUGUUACAAAAUAUCAAAAGACAUUUGAAGAUACUAGAAAGGCUUCAUCAAGAGACCAGACAUUUAAAGCACAGAAAACACAAAAUCAACUAAAAAAGUCUGAGCAAACUGUUGAAAUCCACAAAUCGGAGUUGGAAGAUGUGUCAACCACUGCCUUACCUUCUGUCUCUGAAAGCCUAUCCCUAUGCUCAACAACUAUCCAUAGAUCUACUAUUGUAGGAGCUGAAUCAAAUAUAGAUGAUUCUCUCAAAAUGCGAGCGGCUUCAGCGCCAAUUAGUAGUUCAAAUAUAUUUAUGGACCCUGAUAUUCAUUUGUCAAGUAGAAGAGGAAGUGGGCCAACUAGAUGCCUAAUAUCUGGUAGGAUAAUGGAGCGACACACAAGUCUAGAUCAAAGCAAAGGACCCACAUCGUUGCCUUCAAGUCCUAGUAGGAUGAGAAGUCAGGGUCAAUGUAACAGUAUACAAUUACUAACAUCUGAAGUGUUUACUAGGACUGUAGAUUCAACAAGUGGUAUAGAAGUGAUAUUUCACCAGCCCAAUGACCCUGUCCGAAAACCAGCCAAAUCAGAGCAUUAUCCAAACGAUGUUGGUGAAACAUCUAUGAUCGAUACUACUGACUCAUCUCUUUCAGAUUCAGUUGCUUUGCCAUCAUCUUCUUCUGAUCAUGAUUUAAGUGUAGAUACAAGUUACAGAUUACGCACAAGUAUAUCACCCGGCUCUCCCAAAAUCUCCCGUAGGUCUCGUGAAAGUAUGAGUCCUAAAAUAAGACAAACUGAUAUUGUAGAAUGUGCAACAGUGCUUGAGGAUGAUACCUCAGAAACUGAAAUUUCUCCUGAUAGAAAUUCUCCUAAUUUAAUUGCUUGCGAUAGACAACUUUCAACACCAACAAAGCUUUAUGAUAAAUCAGACAAUAACAGAGCACCAGCCAGUUCUGAGGAUAGGUUUUCCCCAAUUCUCAAUGUCCGUUCCAUAACCCCUCCUCGCCUCAAACACAAAUUUGUUUAUGCCUCAUCAGACGAAGAGGAACCUUCCAUAGGUAAAACCCUUCUUGAAGAUGAAUCCUCCGCUUCAAACGUUGUUAUGGAGCCAUCAUCAGAUCACAGCAUGCUGCUUCCAUCAGAGAUACCAGACUCUUCGCUUUCCGAAACCGUCAAUACUUAUCGUCCAUCACUGGUGAAGGAACUGGAUCUACCACUUGCAAUAACCGACAAAAUAGUUAGUGUACAAUCAUUUGAAGAUGAUUUUCAUUGUGAGGAACUAAUAACUGAGACAACAUCAUCAGACAUUGAUAAGGCAUUGCUAGAGUCAAUCAAAUUUAAGAGUAGUUCUGAAGAAGAGGCAACAGACAAGGAUCCAGAUCCUAUUCCAAGUGAUGAUAUCCUUAUAAAUGAAAUAAUAAACCAUCACAUCAAAGACAGACACCAGACUAGUCUGAUUCACAACCAAAUUAUGGCUGGAAAAGAUAGCUCAAUUCCUCUUAUUUCCAUAACAAAUACUGAUGAAAAUGUCAUUCACACUGAAAUAAACAUAGACCCUUAUCAAAAAUCCCAAGAUCCACUAACUGAUAUAGAAGAUUUGGAUGUUGGUCCUGAAGACAGAAACCCCAGAAAUUUGAAAAUUAAUGUCAUUGAGGAUGGUGAUGUGACAGAUGCUGAAAUUGUGGAAGCUUCAGACGAUGAAAAGGAUUUAGAUUGUAUACCGAAAAUUUCUUUUCAGUUAAAUGACAUAAUUGACCACAGUGGGACAUAUGAAGAGCUUGUGCGUAUGAGCAGUCCUACGUCUAAACAAUCAAAAUCAAACAUUGAAAGUAGUUUUACUACUUCAAAUACCCCUCAGUUGGGUGAUUUCUUAAAAUUGUUUUAUGAAAGAGAUGGAACUACAGACUAUGAAGAUAUGGAUUUAUCCGACGAAGAAGACAACGCUGAUGAAAUGGGUGAAAAUACUGAAAAUGAUGAAGUUUUGCAAAGAUUAAUGGAUGAUGGAACUGUUAGUAUUUCUGAUAGUGUAAAGAAAAGUCCCAUCCCAUCCCCUUCUGUGACACCUGAACCAGGACAGAAACGAAAUUAUAAGAAAGGUAAAGCCGCAAAAAAAAGUAGUUCUGGGCUAAGAAGUAAAGCAGAUUAUAAUCUUCUUUCACCAAGGUCUCUCUCUCCUCAUUUAAGUGAUAUAACUGACACAGAAGUUGUUUAUUCUGACUCUGAUGAAGAGGAACGAAUGAAGAAACAAAGACCUUUGAGUCCUCAAGAACGUAGAAAAAGACUGAGACAAUUGAAAGAAAUUGAACAUGACAGACGUAAAAUGAAAGAUGAGGAAGAAAGAGAUGUUUUACCAGAACUUGAAAUAUCCAGUGUUCAAAUAAGUGAAAAAGUUCCAGUAAAGGAAGUAGUAAGUGAAUCAGAUACCGACAACACAAACUACGUACAUCCUAAACACAUAACUUAUGCACCUAAAAAGAGGACUCUUUUAAUGGAAGUUGCUGGUGCUUUAAUGAAAGAAACUCUAGUCAGCACUGAUGUAGAGCACUUUGAAGGUUCAAAUGAGUCUGACGAUGAUGCUGCUAGUCAAAUUUCAGAAGAUCGUACAAGUGGCACAGAAAACCAGUUUUUUUCUAUCAAAGAAAAAGAAGUUUCAAAACAUGCACUAAGUCUACCAAAACAAGACAGAGUAGUUUUAACUGACACAGAAGACAUUGAAACUGAAGAAGAGUUUGCUAAAGCAUCAACAUCAAAGCCAGUUAUAAAAGUAUCCACAGAGGCAAGUACUGAAGAAGAUGAUUUUGAACCAACUGAGAAUGAAUAUUUAUCCGCUGUGAGAGAGAUGCGAGCUAGAGCUUGGAAGGACAAUAAUUAUGAGAUUCAUUUUAUCGAGAUUGAUGGUAAAACAAGACCACUAGCCAUUACACCUGACCUUCCUGUGGUAUGCCACUCCUUGAAACUAAAUACCCUAGAAAAGCCGCUAUAUGUGACAGAUAUGGAAGAUUUAGCUGAUAGUGAUUUAGAAACAGCCCAAAACUUUCUUCCUGUUGCAACAGUGCACUCAGAUGCAGUAUUAACUGACACAGAAUUUGUUGAAGGAGAUGAGGAAACAUUUAGACCAAAAUCACCCGAACCAUCGGAUGAUGAAAAUAGCCAACCCCUUCCUGAACCUGUAAGGGAAAUGAUUUUGAUGAAAGAGGAUCCAAGUGGACGGCCUGUUUCAGUUGUGUUGCCUCUUGGUAAUGUGUCACCAGGGGGUUUAAAACCGCCACAUUUAGAACUUGAGGGAGGAAUAUCUGAAGUUGAAGAUAUAGCUACUGAUGACGAUGACUUAACAAAUCCAUCAUUUGCUCGUGAUCUUGGACCAACGCCUGACCUACCAGAGAUUGAGGGAGGAAUAAUUCAUUUUAGUGAAGUCAUGAAAGUGCAAAAGAAGAAGUUAAAAGUCACAGGUCAGGAAGUUCAAGAACCACUGACUGAUACUGAGGAUUUAUUUUUAUCUGUUAGUGGAAAACGAAAACGUACUAAAACAAAAAUGAAACUUGGUUUAGAACCCACGCCAUGUAAUAUAAAACAAGAUUUAACUGACACAGAGGAUAUUCUUUUAAGUGAUGUGGAAAACCGCCAAGGAAAUAUUCUAACUGUUCCAUCUACUGAAAUAGAUCCAACAACGGACCUUGAUGACAUUGACAUAUCUGGUGAAGAAGAUGAACAUGACCACCAAAGACAAAUGGCUUUAACACCUGAUCAUCUACGGGAACUGGGGGAUUCUUACAUUACUUUAAAAGAAGGAAACGGGCCUUUCAGUGAAGAAGCAAAACAAUCAUUCCUCUCAUUACAUAAAAUACCAAUUAUAAACACAAUAUCACCAAGCCCAGAUAUUCAAUUUUUAGUGAACACUGAUACAGAAGAUAUGUUUACAUCUGCAGAUGAAGAGGGCUUCUCAAGGGCAGAAACAAUAACUCCCUAUGAGGGUGCUAUUGAGCUAGAAGACCAUUCGUCUGUUGUGUACAUGAAACACACUAGAAAGUUUGACUUGGACGCUCCAGAAGAAGCUAUACAUGUCAAAGGAGGAAUUGAUAUUCAUGAGACGUUAACAGAUAUAGAGGAUUUGGGUGUGUCCGAGGAUGAACGUCCUAAGCCUCCAGAUCAGUUAUUUGUUAAUGACACUACUGAUCAAGUCUGUGUUUGCCUUACAACCAAAACAAAUUAUGAAGAUUCUGUUUGCGUAUGUGUCAAUAAGGAACAUGGAGGCUUAGCAUUAGUCUGGAAUUCCAAAAACUCAACUGACGCCAAGCAUCAACGAGACUGGGCAGAGAAAGGAGGACCAGACUCACCAAUAGAUGCAACCAAAAGAGAGCAUCCUUCUGUUAGUCUGGGGACUAAAGACCAUGAGUACCCUGAUUCUACUGCUACUGAUAACUCUCAGAUAUUUACCGAAACAGUAAACAUUGAAACACACGAGCAUUUAGCAGACAGAGUUAGAGAUAAGGAAGCAAAAUAUCACUUUACAAUGACAGCACUAAAUAAUGAAUCUUAUAAAGAAGUGUUUAAUUCACUUACAGUUUUCUUGGAAAACGAACAAGAGUACAAUAAGGGAUAUUCCCCAACAAAACUUGAUGAGGUUCCUGUUUCAGUCAAUACUAAUGUUCCAUCUUCAGAUGAAGCAGAAGGAAAUCAUUCAAAAAAUGAAAGUGAUCCUAAGUCUGACAAAUCAUUUGUUGGGAAAGUAUCACAGAAAAUCUUGGGUGUUUUUAAGAAAGAUGAUAAAGGCAAAUCCAAAAACAAAAAUAAUAAAAAUAGUAAAAAAGAUGAACAUUCAAAAGAUUUAUGUCAGUUAGAUUUAGUUGACGAGUCCCUGAAAGAAACUGUAUCUGAAACGGUAACAAUAAGUGUAAAACCAGUUUCAUCAAAAAGUGAUUUUGUAGACGAACAUGUUGAAUCUGAUAUUACUAGAAACAUGCAAGCACAUCCAGUAAAUCUUGAUAAUAGCCUAACUUUUGAAUCCACCCCAGUGUUAGAUAAUAAAAAAGAAAUGGUUGAAACUAAAACUGAUGUGCUGUCUAAAAUUGGUCGACUUAAUCAAGGUAAAGAUGAAGUGAAAGAUAGCAUUACAACCAAACAAUCAAUAGAUAUUCAAAUUGACUCUCCGGAAUAUAAUGAUUUAGUGGGUGAUAAUACUAAAAAAUUUGACAUAACCUGUCAAGAAAGUAGCAACAGAGAAGUCGAUAAUUUGAAGGAAAUUUUUCAAGAAAAAGAAGACUUAUCAAGUCUACACUUAAAAACACUAUCUGAAAGCUCUAAUGGUCAUAUUGUUGAAAAAAUCAACAACAAAGAAAUAUCUGCCCAAAAAACGAGUCGGAAAGAUGCCCUAUUGCUCCAGGAAACUGAUAGUAGUUUUCAAAAGUUUGUAACAAAAGAAAAUUAUGAUGGAAAUACGAUUAACUCACUUUCUUUAACCCCAGAAGGACCUACAGAGUAUGUUGUUGAUCAAAUUGCAAAAUUUACUAAUGUCAUUAAAACAGCAGAAAAAAGUUCUUCUGUAUUAAAUCAACUUCAAAAUGAUAUACAGAAAGAAACACUGGGAGAAUAUGAUGAAAAAGAAAGUACAUUGGUCAAAACAGCUGCAGAACAUGUGGAAGAGUGUGUCUCUGAUUUCAAAGAUAAACAAUAUGAUACUAAUAAAUUGUUACCGCAUGUUCAAGAUAAGAUUCCAGGAGAAGCUGAAACAAAGAUUAUUGCCGGACAAACAGAUUUUUUGACACAAAGGCAAAUAGAUGAUGAUAAUAAAUUGGAUGUUGUGAAAGAAGAAGCAAACGUAGGUAAAACUAUAAAUCCAAAUGAUCUGUCACUUGACAAUAGAAUUUCAACUAUUACUGAUUCUGAAUCAAAUAAUACUGCUGGUCAAAAAGUGAUGUCAUUUUUUGGCGCAUUUUUUGGUAAAUCAGAUGAGGCUGAGGAUUUUAAAACAAAGGGAAUGCAAAACUCAGACUCAGAAGGUGUGGAUAAAGGAGUUCAAAGAAAAUCUAGUGACCCAUGUACCACAGACAGUAAAAAAGAAAUGGAAAGCAGUCUGGACCAUAUAGAAAUUAAGGGAUCUCAGCUUUGCUCAAAUGUAUACGAGAAUAAUAGCAACCCUGACACAAGCAAAUUUGGUGAAAUAGAAUCAAAUACUCUACCAAGUGGUACUGUUUUAUCUCUUGCUAAUGACAAAAGACAGGACCCUACUGAAGAUGGUAGUUCUAAUGACAAAAAGCUUUCUACAUAUACAGCUAGCCUCGGUUUGGGUAAUACAACUUCAAGUGAUGAUCUGUCUACUCUUGCAUUAAAAGAUAACGUGUCUGAAAAUAUUGAAAGUGAAAUCAAGAAUAAAAAUGAGGAACUGAAUAACAUGACAGCCAACUCAAAAAUAGCUAUCAACUCAGAUAGUUUUGAAAAGAAAGAUCCUUCAGAUUACGAAAAUAAAGAUUUUGGUUGUGAUCAAAGUAACAAGGAGACAAUUAAUGCAUGUUCCAAAAGUGUCAGCCGAGAAACUUCUCCUAGCAUUUUGAAAUCUCCCAAAAGUGAAAAUCAACUACCCGAAAUUCCUCACAAAAUCAUAGAAAGUAACGAUGAAAAACUUAAUAGCAUGUUGAUAGAUAUGUUAAUGGAACAGGAAUGCAUGGAAAUUCCAAGUGAAGAACUUUCUACUGAUAUUAGAUCACAGCCAGAACCAUCUACAUUGUUUGAAUUAAAACAUGACCAUUUAGGCAAUUUUAGUGAAACAUCGGAUAUUAAUGUGUUAAAAUCAGAGCAUAGCUUCGGAACAAUAGAAUCAUUAAUAGUCAGUCCUAAAAGUAAUACAAUUUCCGACAAAGAAAAAUCACCAGUAAAACCAUACGUUACAACUCCAACCAUGCAGCGAAGAAAUAUAGGAGGAUCCCAACGGUUGUCAAGAGAAGAAAGGCCUACACUUAGAGAAAUAUCAUAUUUGAGUGAUAAUUCUAGCUCAGAUGAGGAAACUUCUAUCAGAUAUAUUGUAACUGAACCCAUAGACCAAUCGUCGUCAACAAGAAAAGUAUCAUUUCAGUUUGAAUCUGAAGAUGAAACAUACUUGAAAGUAUCAGACUCUAACAGUGAACCUGACAUAAAUGUUCGAGAUAUUACAUCUGGCCUGGAAUCAACUUUAGGUGAAGAAACCAAAGCUUUCUUAGAAGAUACAAGACUUACAGAAGACAUAAAAGAGCAUUUUAAACAAAACAAAAAUGUAGAAAAGCGGUUUGAAAGGAUGGCAUCUGAAACACUAGAGGCAGAUCCAGAAGUGAAGUUCACGGUGGACAAGGAGUUUCAGCGCAUGGUUUCUCAGUUGUCAGCAGAAGAAGUUGAAGCUUGCAUCAGCCAGUGGGAUGAAGGAGGAAUGACGCCAUCUGAAGAGCAAGACUCGUCAAGUCCAGGUCAAAGCAUUGAAACAUUGCCACCAGAAGAAGUGAGCAAGGACGUAACCCCGGAGCAAGAAACUACUGAAGCUGACAUUAUCCCACCCAAACCUAGUCCUAGACCUACCAAGCAAGACUCUCAAGACCAUUCAAAUAAUUCUCAAAAAACAAACAAUGAUAUACAAGAUUAUUCUGUUCGUAAAAAGUUUUGGGAACAGAUGUCAUCAGGAUCGCAAGAUAGCCAAAAGUCUCAAGAAAUCAGUCCAUCUCCAGUUCCUAAGCCUAGGUCAAGCAUUGUAUCAUCUGUACCUCUACUCAAGUCUGAGGCGGAAUCAGAUACAGAGACAACUGCCACUACACUUAGUGAUUCAACUAUAAGGAUCAAGUCUUUACAGCAGGAUGCUGUGAGCAAGCAGUCACUAACAGGCUCGUCAGAAUCUUCUGAGAAAGAUGAAUCAGAAACAGAAGCUACAGAAAAUAAGAAUUCGCUAUCAGAUUUUAAUAUUCCAAGUACCACUCCUUUUGUAUAUAACGAGUCAGAAGUUAAAAAACAUCUGACUAGGGUUGCUGAGAAUAGUGAUUCUGAAACUGAAUAUGUUGCCAAAGUUGGUGAUGAUAUUUUAACUUAUGAAAGUAGUGGAUUUAUUCUUGACGAUGAAGCAGGUCAAAUAACUCCUAAGCCAAAUGAUCUCGAAUCCAGUGGUAUUGGGAAACCAGUGGUUUCUUCCAGAAAAGGUCGCUAUGAAAGAUCUACAUCAUUACCAACAGAAAAUAUUACAGAUAUUUCUACCAGCAGUGUAAAAGCAAGAAAGCAGUUUUUUGAGACUCAAAUAAAAAAAGAGAUGGUUGUUGAUCAAUUGAUGACACAGCUUGAAGAAGAAUCGUCACCUGAGCAUAAGUCUUUCUAUCAUAAAGCAUCAGAUGUUCCUACCUCAGACCCUGAAGUCAUGGUGAGCCGUCAAAUACAUAGUCAUAUUUUUAGCCAUGAGUUGGAAGAGCAAAUAGAAUCAUUAAUUCCUGAGAAUAAACAAAUAAGUGAACAAACUGAAGAAAUUGAACCAAUUAAAUCAUCUUCAGUAAAGGAAGUUGUCAAUACAUUCGAUAAAGUCGAUGCUAAAAGGUGUGUUAAAAGAACUGACUCAAUAUCCUAUGAGGUAGAAAUUGUUGAAAAUAAACAAUAUUCUAUUGAAAAUGUUGAAGAUUUAAAAACAGAUUACAGUAAAACUGAUAAGAAUUUAAAAGAGUCUGAUAAUGAAACUUAUAAUCUACAAAUUGUUAAGCACAAACUAACUGAUGAAUUUGAAGGGUUUGAUACUUCACAGUCUAAAACUAAGAUCUAUGAAGAAGUGGCAGAUAUAAUUAGGUACAGAUCAGAUAGCAUAUCCAAACCAUCUGAGUCUUUAGAAGUACAUAUUGAUAAAAGCGAAAUUGAGGAAUCUGAAAAAGAGAUGGAAAUCGAUGAAGAAUUAAAACAACUUGAAGAAGGAUUAAUCCAACGGUCAAAAUCAGAUUUAUAUUAUCGCGAUGAUGAGUUUCUUCCACAAAUAACCGUCACCCAAUCAAAACUAAGACCAGAUAGUUACAGUCAAGGAGAGAGUGAAGAUACCCAAUCUGAAUCUGACAUUACUCCUGAAGACAUUAGAGAAAAAGAAAGUGUGUCCAAGUUUCAAGACUGGGAACAAGAAAUACAUUCAGUAGAAACUUUAGAUAAAAAUGAAUUUUGUCAAUCACCAAUUCCACCCCAUGUUCACACACCUGAAGAACAUAUCCCUGACACUGUGUGGGAAGUUCCGAUUCAACAAGAACCUGAAAGCAGUGAACAAGAAAUAGUAGAAGACAUUCCAAUCGAAAAACAGCCAAUUUUAGAAAAGGAUGAAGAGGAAUCUCAACGAUCAUUAACAGAGAGUUGUGAAAUGAAAUCUGAGAUCUUACAGCGCCUAGAAAAUUCAACUAGCCACCGAUUAAGUGACAAUGAAUCAUCGUUAACAGAAAGUGUGUUAGAUUUAAAAAGUGGAGUUAAAGAGCAAAAUAGUGAGUGUAAGUUAACAGAAGAUGAAGCGAGAAUAAUUGCACAGGAAGUAGUUGAGAACAUAGAGAUUGAAAUUUCAAAACGACCACAAUUAUUAACAGAUGAUAUUGAUAUGAAUGUUACAUCUGAGACAGUUGACGCCAUAAAUAACUCUGAAGUAUCUGAGUACAUCAAGAGACUAACUGGAAAAGAAGAUUUAGAAGUAAAACUAAUUGAAUCUGUUUUGGCUAAAAAGCAACGAGAACAAAUAAUAAAGCUAUCUCGAAAUGACACUACUACUUCAAGUAUGGAAAUAACUGAUGAGGACCUACGCAGUAGUGGUGUUGAAACAGAUAACUCUCCAUUGGAAAGUCAAGGAUCAAGACUGUACCCUAUUGAAAAUAAUGGUGAAGAUGACAGCACAAAACAUAUACAGAAUAAUGAACUGGAUCUAGAUGGUGUUACAGAAACCAGUAAGAACAAAGCAGUUCUGGAAAAAACAUUAGCAGAAGUUAAGGAAUCUCUUGAAGCAGCACAAGACGAACUAAUAGAAGAACAGAAGAAGAAAAAAGAAGUGCACAAGAAACCAUCCCCUUCAGAAUUUGAGUUCAAAGCAUUAGCUCUAGAGAAGUAUGCAGAUGCCUAUAUCCAAGAAUGUGAAAUAGAAGAGGCUGCCACUGGAUUUGACUUAGAACAUGUUGUUGAAAAUGAAUUAAAUUUAGAAUCUUCCAAAUUGUCAUUGAAAGAAAAAAAUGAAGUGAAAAAUGAGUCUCAUGCAGACAUAUCACAAUCCAUAAAUGUGGUAAAAAGUGAGAUCAGAAUAGAUAACAGAAGUUUGGACUUUGAAAACAAACAUUUAACCCAUGAAGAAACUGAAUUCAUCCAUAGAACUGAUAGUAGUGGUGCAAAAGAUAUGAAAGACAUAACAAAAGAGUCAGCUUCAUAUUUAGUUUGUGAAAACAAAGAUUCUCAUCUUGAAUCUCACCAAAUAUCUUCGUUCGCCACAAGUGCUUUCACAUCAAAUAUUGAUGUAGAACAAAGCAAGGAAGGGAGGGGUCCCUUAGAACAAGAUUUCACUCAUAGCUUUUACAAAGAAGAGCAUGUUGCGGAGGCACAACUAAAAAUAGGAACAGGAAACCUGGAAAAAACAAAAUGUUCAAGUAUUUCAAUUGAUAAAGAAGAUACACUUACUUUUGAUGAUAACAGUUUAAAAAACAACUAUUUGGAAUCAAAAAGUAAAGAUUCAUUGAUGUUGAUAAACGAAACUAAUGAGAAUUAUCAAUUUGAAUCAAAGACACAGUCUAGUACCACAAGUGGUAUACAUCAGGAAGACUCUGAAAGUAGUUUAAAAAUUAAGUUAAAAAAUCUUUACUUGGAAGAAGAAGCUGUUGUAGACAGUGUCUUACAAAAAGAUGAAAUAAAAAGGACCAAUAGCGAGGAAUCACAAAAGUCCUCUCAGGAUGAGAGCUUUAGAUCUCACACUGGAAUAGAGGGUGGAAUUUCAUCAUCUUCCUCUUCUGGAAAAAAAGAAGACUCUGAUGCCGCAAUGCACACAUUAGGGCAACCAGAAGUAACUAUGCGAAAACGUAAAGCUGAUAAAUCGUCUAGUCACAAAAGAUCUGAACGUCGGUCAGGAACUGAUUAUGAACCAUAUUCCAGUUCAGGCGAGAGUUAUUAUCAGUCCCUAGAACAAACUUCUGAGAGCAUUAGAACUCCAAGUCGGCCAUGUUCGUCAGAUGUUGAUGCUUUAGUUGCUGGGGUCGGUACAACUGGAUCUUCUGAGUAUGAAUCAGCAUUUUCUCACGAAAUGUCUGCUCGUUCAUUAACAUCUUAUGAGUACCACACAGCUGUAAGCUCUCUGAGUUCAAGAGAUUCAAUGAAAUCACUUGACUCUGAAAGUUCUGGCAAUCUCGCUAGUGUAGAAAUAUCAAGCGAAGCAUCGGAAACUCUAGUACCAUCAGCAAUGGAACUCGAUAGUGAUAUGGAGGGACUAACCAUGAAUAUCAUUGAAGAAGAUUGCUUCUUCAAACAUAAACCCAUUCUUGAACCAUAUGAUCAAGAUAUUCCCCAUCACAUUAUAAAAGGAGAACCUCCACCAAGAAUUCAUACAUUAUCUGAUUUAAAAGAAUAUGGCAAGUCCAUAAGUUUAGACAUUUCAAGUGAAGGUGGUGUAUCUGAAGAAGAUGGUGAAGCUUCACUGAGUGUAUCGAAAGAUGAAGAUGUUUUGGAUAAAUCUUCACGAAUGAAAAGGUCACAUGAAAUGACUUUUCAACCAGAGCCCAGGCCAAUAACCUUUGAUGUUGGUUCUGAAUCAUUUUCAUGUGAAGAGAGGUUAGGUUCUAGUCUUGAGGAUUCUGCCAGUAUAAUUAGUGCAUCAAGUACUUCUGAUCCAACCGCAGUCUUGACAAUCAUUGAAAGGUCCAGGACUGAAUCUGAUAAAAUGGACGGUUCCGCAAAUUCUGAUCAGUUAAGUUUGACUGUUUCAGGUACUUCAGAGCAGAUAAGUUUAUCAUCUGUAUGUGAUGAUAUGAAUGUUCAUCAAAUUGUUUCAUGUGAAACAAUUGCAACUCAAUCAUUAAAUAAUGAAUCUCGUGUAGAAUCUGUGUUAUUAAUGACAUCAAGUGUCAAUGCUGAUGGGAUUCAGAGUGUCUCCACACAAGUGACAUCCCAAACAGAGAUACCACCAACAAAAAUUGACGAAAUAGUUGAAGAUGGUUACACCUGUAGUAAUGGCCCAACCCAAGUUGAAUAUAACGCUGAAUAUGACGAAAUUAAAGAGGUUAAACGACGUCCAGGUCAUCGUCGGAAUGAAAGUACAUCAUUCAAACCAUCUUUGAUUCCUGUUUUAAAAAAAAAAGAUGUUGAGACAAAAAUCCAAAAAAAUGUAACGUCAGAUUUUGAUGAUGAUGUUGCUGAAAGUGAUAAAUACAAAAACGUAACCUCAUUAACUCUCAAAGAGGAUCGUAAUGAUGAGAAAAAAGAUGUUGAUGAAACAGAAAAAGUAUAUGAGGAAUCUUUUCAAACUGAAGCUGAUCAAGGAUUUCACCGGGAUAUGAGAGAAGCCCGCCAAGCAUAUGAAGAUAUGUCCAGUCUAGAGGAAGAACAUGAAGACCUUCAGAAUAUCACAGAAAGUCGGCCCCAUUCACAGAUAAGUAAGUCCGACUCAGAAAGUGGGCAAAGACCAAUAUCAUCUGUGUUUUCUGACGACAGACCUGAUUCAGAAUUGGCUGAGCUUUUAAAACAGUGUUCAUCCGAUGUGUGUUCUGAAGAUCCAAUAGAGAGACCCAAAACACCAGAACCUUUAGAAGACUGUGAAAUAAAAGAUGAUACACCUGAGUUCUCAUCUGAAGCACAAGCAAGUGUUACAGAGCUGGAAUUAGAAUAUUCUGGAGCAGUUAGUCGUACUUUAGAAUACGAAGAUCAUGUUAGUCCUAUUCGAGAAAAGGUUAGUUCUCACUGGGAACACUCAACAUUAGAGCAUGAAGAGGAACUUGCUGAAGCAGAAGCUGCUUUCCAUAUGGUUCCUCAUGUAAUACCACAUUUGGGUGGAGUUCCCCAUCCCGACACAAUUCUCGAAGAUCCAGUUGCAGAAAAACAUGAACUUGAAACAAGAGAAAUGUUACUGAAAGAAGAAAUUCGCAAAAGAAUUGCUAAAGCAGAGGCUACAUCACCAGGAUCUAUUCCAGAUAUUACAAUCACCCAACAUAUGACACCUCUCAUUGAUCGUGGUUUUCACUACCCGGAUCUAGAGUUAGAAGAAGCUGAUGCCAAAGCUUCAGCCCCUCAAACUCCCGCUUCAAUAUCCAGUAGAGCAUCAACAGAAACUGAGACUGAUCAAGGAAACGAAUACGUUUUGGGUGAUGACAUAGGUGAGGAUUUUAUUACUGAAGAGCCUGAUAUUGGUGAAUCAUCUGUUACAACAGAAGAAAAAACCGUAUUUGAAUCUAAAGAUGAUUUCCACGAAAGAGGUUCCGCCACAGAUUCACCAACUAGUGACUCUUUUGAAAUGCUAGAAAAACCGGAUAUUGCAGACGAAUUUGUGAUAAUAGAAGAAGUUGGAAAAGAAGCUCAUGAACAAGAUAUGGAAGGAAAAAGUAUGGCUAUUGGUAAAAAAAGGAUUAUAAAAAAAAAUGUUGACACGGAAGAUAUUGUGGUUGUAUCACCACCUGCUCCAGUAACUCGAAUGACUGAAAUAAAAUACUAUCCUGAGGGAGGAGCAGCAUUUCCGUUUGAAUCUGACAGUCCACCAACAAAUAUGGAUGGUGCACAGUCCGGAGAAGGAACAUCACAGGAGGGUUCACCACCAUCUGAUAUUGAGCAAGAGUACGAAAGUGAAGUUGAAGCUGGGAAAAAAUGGAUUGAAAUGCAAUUUCAAGGAGAUCAAGCCACUGCAGUAUAUGGAUAUGAGUUAGACUAUGAGCGAGGACCCCUUGAAGAUAUCAAAGAAGAACCUGACCUAGAAAAUAAUAGCAGUCGAUUUGGUAGUUUAGGAAGCCAGGUGAGCCAAUCUGCAGGAAGCUUUGGUAGUAUGAAAGAGUCAUUUAGCAGCACUCCUGAUUAUGAUGUUCUUGCAGGUCGAAAAUAUUUCACAAAAUCAGGGGAACAUGAUGAUGUUUCAAUGAGCUCUUUGCAAGAAUUUGAGAGGCUUGAAAAUUUAAUUGCAAUGGAAAUCAAUCGGAAUAAAUCUUCUGGUUCUCAAGAUUCUUUGAAUAGCUCCGGGAACAGUAAACGACAUACAGGAAGUGGAAAAAGUGGCGGAGAUGAUGUAUCAUUAGCAUCUCUUAAGGAAUUUGAAGGACUUGAACAUGCUUGUAUUGAAGCAGCAAAAAUAGAAUUGAAAGCAAAAGAGGAAGAAGCAGCACUGUUAUCAGAAAUAGAAGAAGGCCAUGAAAGUCAAGCAUCAGAAUCUGAAAGUUGUGAAACCAUUUCCGCUGGAGGGAUUAGAGGUGGAGACUCUGAUGAAGAAGACUAUGAAAAGCGAAUGUUUGAAAUUGAUGAGAUAAUUAGGCAAGCCCAAAAUAACGUUGAACGAUUUAUCGAUGUAAAAGAAAAAGAUAGUUUAGUGGAAAGUAGUGUGAUUGAAAAAACUGAAUCGAUGGGUAGAGGAGACUCAAUUGAGGAAGUUUCUAAAAUCCCUGACCUUGAUUUGGACCAACCCCUUCAUUCUCUUGCAACAACUUCCGCAUUAACUCAAUUACAUACUGGGCCAGCAACUCAACAAUGGAAGGAAAAGGGAAGUGACACUAUAAUAUGUGUCAGCUCUAAACAUUUUAGUGAUAAUAUCACUACCAGUACUGACAGUCUUGAAAUAAAGACUUUUAAUGAAAGAGAUAAUAUGUCAGCAAGUACUGAUUCAAUUGAAUUCCAGGCCCAGCAGAAAAUGUUAAAAUCAAAAGAUAUAAUGACAGAUUCAAUAGAAGUCCCUGGGGACAAAACUUCAAUGUUAACUUCAACAGAUUCUUUGGAAACCGACAAUGCAAAAUGUUUUUCAGAUUCUAUGGAUGAUGAAGAUGGAGGUCACAACACAGCGUUGCAAGAUCAAAGUAGCUCCAGUGGAAGGGAAGGUGAUUUCAGUUUUUCAAGUAAAGAUGACUUUUUGGAACAAAACAGAAUGCCUCCUUCUCGAUCUGACCUUUUACUUGGCAGUACAGAUUCACUAGAACCUUCUAGUUCUACUGCUACUAAUGCAACUUACCACUGUGAAAAUGACUCUGUUAUGUCCUCUAGUUUUACUAGUGUAGGAUCUAAUACUUUGAUGUCUAGUACAGAAACAUUAGAUACAGGUUUACGAACUGCUGUGUGGUUUGAUGAUUGCAAACCAUUUGUCACUGAAGUUAUUGAGCCUUGCGAGGAAGGUGAUGGCUUUGUUCAUACCAUUCAUAGAACAGUUGAAAUGCCACCAGAAAUUCAUAAUGUUACUUUCAAAGGUUCAGAUGCAGAUAGAGCUUUAAAAGAAUACAUUGAACAGUUUGGUCCAGGUGAAGAUGUUACUGAAACACAAGAAAUAGACGCAGCUGGAAAUGUACAUACUAUAAGAGUCGUCCAAAAAAGAGUUGUCAUGAAACCAGAUGAUUUAAAGAAUCCUAAUUCUAGAUUGUCUGAAUCAGAGAUUGACGAAUAUUUAAAACUGACUUGUGAUGAGAGAAAUACAACAAGUGAAUCUAGAAAAGAAACUCCCAUGUUUACUUCUUCUCCUGCCCAACAAUUCCUACCACAUCAAACCAUAACUCAAAUCAUUUCCCAAUCUCCCAAGCAAGAACUUAUUUCUUCCCUUGUAAAAGGAGAAACAACGGGGGAGGAAGCUGAAGGAGUACCCUCAUCAGCUGCUACCAGAGGGUCGCGGCCUCCACUCAAGUAUGACAUAAGCAUGGACGAAGAACCAGAAUUUGACCCUCGAGAACACGACUGGCGGUUCAACCUCCCGACUUACUCUGAAACCGAGGAGGCACUUGCAGAUUUAGCAGCUGGAAUACAAGACAACAAAGGGAGCAGUUCUGGUGCAGAUCCCUCCAACUACAAGUAACAAGCAACUCCCCACAUCAAUGUUACCACUUCACUGACAUGUUCAUCCAUCCUAUAUAUUUUGUUGUCAUAUUCUAUUUGUUUUUCUGUACAGUUAAACUUUACUUUAUUCUAGUUGAACAAAGUGUAGUUUAUUGAUAACUUGUGUUACAUUCGAGUGUCAUCAAAUGAAACUCCCCUGUCACACGAUAUGAGUUUUUCCUCUCAUGUAUGUUUGGAUGGUUGUCUUAUCCAAUACUUAAGCUAUCCAACUUGUUUCAUAGGAACUACGCUAUACACGUUAUAGACAAAAGCAUCCAGCUAUGAUGAGCUUAAAGCCUCACGCUUAAAAACCUAUUGGCUUUGUCCCAUAAGAUAUUUCAUAUGACUUCACUUACUAAAAAGUAACAUUGCAACAGAAAUUAUUUUUAUAGAAAUAAGUUGCAAAUAAUGCAAAGAUGUGACAGAACGUAUUUACAAUAAUAUCUCAAUAUAACAAACAAAAAGAAUAAAAUUCCCUUUCAGAAUGCCGCUUUAUUCAGGGUGAUUAAAGGUAAUCUACCUUAUUUGUGUAUGAGUACUACUGACGCUCUUCAUCAAAACUUACCUAAGACACCAUAAUUUAACACUGCAAAAUAUUUAGCAUAAAAUGCAUCCUAUGUGAACUAGACAAAAAUAUUUUUAAUUAAGAAGUGAACUCAUUAUAUUUACUAAGUAUUAUUUUAUAGAAAUAGUAACUUUUUAACUGUAAAAAUUAUAUAUAUUUAUACAUAUUAAAGGCUUAAUUUUGUUUGUGCUAGAUAUUAUUUUCUAUUGUUGUCGAUAGUUAGAUAGUCUUUUGUUACCUUUUCAUUUGUUACUGUUAAUCUAUUAUAGUUUUUUUCUGUAUUAUAAUAACAAUAUAAUUGUUAAAUUUAUAUAGCGUAUGCUACUUAAAGUCAAAACAACAAAAUACUGAAUAUUUGAAGUGUUGUUUAAGAAUUUAUCCAUUGAUGGAUGUUUUUAUGCUGGUAAAGCAUUAAUUGUGGGUGGCUUAAUAAUGUACAGUUUUAACAUUUUGAAUAUGUAUGAAAGUGUAAAAAUGUUAAGCGUAAGUGUGCACUACGUAAUAACUUGCAGCUUUUGAAGCAGGCUCUGGCCAUUUUAUAAUCUGCCACUCAUUGUCUUGUCCACUUUUUUAUCUGACAUUAUUUCAACGGUAUGAUAAAACAAAAAUGUAGUGUUAUUUUUUGAAAUAUUUAACAAAUAUUUUUAUUUUGCUUUUGUUUUAUUGUAGUGCAAUCAUUGUUUGUAAGACUUAAAGAACGAUUAAAUACUGAUAAUUA